AUGCUCACUGAACUGGCACUCACUCCUCAUGGUCUCCAUUAUUUAGAAGACAGAAAUGUCCUCAAGGAUCUUGAGAAAAUACUAAACACAUCAGAUGGAGAUCCACUCAGGAGCUUUCUUGUCCCAGGUGCAGUCAAGUUCUUCGGGAAUGUGGCUCGUCUCAAGCCUGAAGAAAUCUUGGACCGGUAUCCACAAUUUAUUGCCAAUAUAAAUUCCUUUGUGAGGAGUGAUGACCUUGGUCUUAAGCAUGUGGCUGUGGAUACCUUUGGAUUUGUGGGAUCCACACCCAAGGGAAAACUGGCUUUACAAAGAAUAGACAUGAAACAACUACUGCAGGACCUGAGUCAUUUGGCUGAAGAUGCAAGUACAGAGACAAGGACCAGAGCUAUGAACACCAUUGCUUCUCUCCUUUCUCUUAAUGUUGAAAAUUCAAAUAAUGAGUUAGAGAACCUCACUGAAUCAUGGUUUAGGCAUCUCUCCAAGGAUCCAAUGCAAUUCUGUCUGUCCCUCUGCAAGCAACCAUUCACUGACAUUCGUACUGCUGCUCUCAAGAUUCUGCAGGUCAUUGCUUCACAGCAUUGGGGUCAAGUAUACAUUAAAAAUACACCAGGAUGCUUGGAGUAUAUACUAGACCGCCGCACAGAACAUGAGAAAGCAGGAAAGGAAGGAAAAUAUGAAGUUGUGUCAUCAAUUGUCUCCAGCCCUACUGCCCUUACUGUUGGAGAUCCACUCGCGAUGAAGCGGAUGGAUACUUUUCGUUAUCCGCUGAAUCUGGACGAAGAUUCCUCUGACGAUGAAGAUGCAACAGGCGUAACGUCAGGCACGACCGAAGAGGACACUUUGUCGAUACAGGAGAAUCCACCGCGUGAAACCCUCGAGAACGAUAGUCGCCAGACCAAUCCCGAAAUCGAACACAUUCCCAAUGAGGAACUGUUUGUGGUGGAUUCAAGAGCUCCAACUGUGCUUUGUGCUACUUCAUCCCACAGUGACAGUGAUACUGAUGAAGAGCAGGGUGAUGAAUCUUUAGAUCCCAUUCAGCAACAAAAAAAGGAGGAGAAGAGAACAGUCAAGUUGUCCAGCUCAUUGCAAGUUUCCAGGAAGCUGAAGAAGCAUUUGUACAUCAACCCAACACCAACAGAAGGAUGGAAGAGCACAAGUCAGCUGAAAUCCCUUGCCAAAAAGUUAUGUAAACCAGAUGAGUUAAUGAAAAACUCUGUCAUUCAACCUGGAUUUGAACAGAAGGAGGCAGUACCUUCCUAUUCAGAAUCCAGGAGAAAGCUGGCAAUGCUCCGAAAGAUAGAACGAGCAAAGACAAAAGGAGAGAAGUGGUUCCAUUUACCUGCCACAGAACUAACAAAUGAAAUUAAGAGAGAUCUUGAAGUCAUUCAGAUGCAGAAUGUCCUGGAUCCCAAGCGUUUCUACAAGAAGAAUGAUCUCAAGGCUCUUCCCAAAUACUUUCAGAUUGGGAAAGUAGUUGAAGGGCCUGCUGAUUUCUAUCAUGCUCGAAUCCCUAAGAAGGAGAGGAAGAGAACAAUAGUGGAAGAGCUCCUAGCUGACUCUGAAUUCCAAAGAUAUCGAAAGAGGAAAAUGGCUGAGAUUGAAUCGAAGAAACGCCGACGCCCCACAGGAGCUCAUCGGCAUGCAAAGAGACUGAAGCAAAAGAAAAAGAGGUGAAAUGAUUUAAAUUCUUGGUUCUUUUUUUAUUGAAAAAUUAAACCACAUUUCAUGGC
Messenger RNA from Darwinula stevensoni, 1730 nucleotides. The record is from the annotation of a GenBank genome assembly. NCBI's taxonomy places the organism in Eukaryota, Metazoa, Arthropoda, Ostracoda, Podocopida, Darwinulidae.